CGGCGCGGUGUCCCUGGCACGGGGGCCAGAGGCAACAUUCCGAGCCUGGCGGGGCAGCCUUCUCUGCAGCCGUGUUGUGAUUUUGAUCCUGGAGAGUGUGGGCUGCUGCUGGCAGCUACAGGAUGAAGUCGCCUCCCUGCUGCAUGUCUCUUUCUUCCCAAGCAUCCUUGGAGGAACCGGGGAGUAGCACAUCCCUGGGUUCGCUGGAGUCCAGUGUUUUCUCUAGUGAGGAAGAGCAGGGGCCCCUGCUCCAGAAGGUCAUUCCCUCUCUGGACUGCUUUACUAUCAAUGUAGGAGGCAGCCGCUUUGUGAUGUCCCAGCAAACUUUGUCUUGCUACCCUGACACUCGUCUUGGCAAACUGGCAGUAGUGGUCUCUGCUGCCCGGGACGUGGCUUCUGGCCUCCUUGAGCUUUGUGAUGAUGCCAACCUUGUGGAGAAUGAGUAUUUCUUUGACCGGAGCUCACAGGCGUUUCACUACAUCCUGAAUUACUACCAGACAGGGAGGCUGCAUGUGAUGGAGCAGCUGUGUGCACUCUCUUUCCUGCAAGAGAUCCAGUACUGGGGUUUGGAUGAGCUCAGCAUUGAUUCCUGCUGCAGAGACCGGUACUUCAGGAGGAAGGAGCUGAGUGAAGCCUUAGACAUCAAGAAAGAUGCAGAAGAACUGGAUGCCCAAGAUGAAGAAGAGGACUUUUCUGGUAGCCUCUGUCCCAAUGUCAGACAGAAACUUUGGGAACUUUUGGAAAAGCCUGGCUCCUCUGCAGCAGCCAGGACGUUUGGCACCUUGUCCAUGGUUUUUGUUGUUGUGUCAAUUGCCAACAUGGCCUUGAUUUCAGUAGAGCUCAGCUGGCUGGCCCCAGCCCUGCUGGAUGCCCUAGAGUACGUGUGCAUUGCGUGGUUCACAGCGGAGUUUGGCCUGAGGCUCCUGUGUGCCCGAGAUCGGUGCCGCUUCCUGAGGAGCGUGGCAAACAUCAUAGACCUCCUUGCUAUUCUGCCUUUCUACAUCACCCUGCUGGUAGAGAGCCUGUGUGGUGGUGAGAGCUCCCAGGAACUGGAGAACGUGGGGCGCAUUGUCCAAGUGCUGAGACUUCUCAGAGCCCUAAGGAUGCUGAAGCUGGGAAGACAUUCAACAGGCUUGCGGUCCCUUGGGAUGACUAUUGCUCAGUGCUAUGAGGAGGUUGGCCUUCUGCUUCUUUUCCUCUCUGUAGGAAUCUCUAUAUUUUCCACUGUGGAGUACUUUGUUGAACAAGGUGUUCCAGGCACAACUUUCACAAGUGUACCUGGUGCUUGGUGGUGGGCAACAACUUCCAUGACAACAGUUGGUUAUGGUGACAUUAGACCAGACACUACCAUUGGUAAGGUAGUAGCCUUUUUGUGUAUACUAUCAGGAAUACUGGUUUUGGCUUUGCCAAUAGCUAUAAUAAAUGACCGUUUUUCUGCCUGUUAUUUUACUCUGAAGAUAAAAGAAGCUGCUCUUCGGCAGCGUGAAGCUUUAAAGAAACUCAUGAAGAACUCAUCCAGCGAUUCAAAUAUCAACGUGAAUUUGCGAGACAUAUACGCACGCAGUGUCAUGGACAUGUUGCGGUUAAAAAGCAGAGAGAGAGCAAGUACAAGGAGCAGUGGUGCAGAUGAAUUUUGGUUUUGACUUUGGGUGUGAUGAUUUUUGGUUUUGGCUUUCAAGUUAUUUAACCUUGUGUAGCACAUAGACUACUUCAGAAAUUUAGUAUUAAAUAUCUCUUUUUUUAUUAUUUGCCACACAGUGUAUUUGCUGUUCCAGGUGGAGUUUUACUUACUUGGACAGACUGAAAUAUCUAUUGUACACAAAAGGCAGAAUUCAUAACAUGGAAUCUUUCAAGGAACUCUAAAACCUGCUUUCAGGACUGGAUCAUGGUAGGUGAGACAGGAAAUAACGGAUCCAUAAAAGUAAAACAAUGAUGCAAGCAUUUGUCUAAUGUAAAUCCCUACUAAUGUAUCAUAAUAAAGUCUUGGUGAAAAUUGC
Zonotrichia albicollis (white-throated sparrow) is the source of this 1997-nucleotide messenger RNA. RefSeq names its product potassium voltage-gated channel modifier subfamily V member 1 (gene KCNV1). Gene Ontology annotation, molecular function: protein binding; voltage-gated potassium channel activity. Gene Ontology annotation, cellular component: membrane; voltage-gated potassium channel complex. Gene Ontology annotation, biological process: potassium ion transmembrane transport; action potential; protein homooligomerization. The record is from RefSeq and is a predicted model, not a curated record. NCBI's taxonomy places the organism in Eukaryota, Metazoa, Chordata, Aves, Passeriformes, Passerellidae.